AUGAGUCGGAUUCUCGAACAACUUGGUUCGAUAUCAACAGAUGCAACCGCUCAAGGGAUAGUCGACACCAGUGCAAAAGAAAAUCAAACUGAUCAGACGACCGAUACGAACGCUACUACUGAUGCUGUUGAUAAUAAACACGAUAAAGUGAAUGUCAAUGACGAUACUGCCUCAUCUAAUGAUAAGGAACAGUAUUUACGUGAUCUUGAAAAGGCUCUUCGGGAAUUUCGAUACCUAUCGAAGGCAUAUAAUAAGAAGGAACGAAGACGACGAGGCAACGACGUGAACGACGACGAGGAGGAGGAGGACGACGACGAUGACGAAGAGGAAGAAGAUGAGGUAGAUGAGGAGAUUGAGGAGGAUGAAGGAAUCGAUGAGAGAGCAGCUGAUGAUAAUGAUUCUGGUACGGUGAGUGCCUCGAAGGAUGACGUUCAAGAGAAUUUAGAUGACAGCAAAAAAGCACAUGAAAACCAGAGGUACAGUGAUAAAAAUGAAACCAAAAAUACCAAUGAGAACAAUGCGUCAACGCCCGAAUUCAAAGGCAAAAGAACGAAACCAUAUAAGCGAUCAAAACGAACAUAA
This is a messenger RNA of Anisakis simplex (herring worm), 582 nucleotides long. NCBI's taxonomy places the organism in Eukaryota, Metazoa, Nematoda, Chromadorea, Rhabditida, Anisakidae. The record is from the annotation of a GenBank genome assembly.